Molecule: messenger RNA, 795 nt
Organism: Pleuronectes platessa (European plaice)
Lineage: Eukaryota; Metazoa; Chordata; Actinopteri; Pleuronectiformes; Pleuronectidae
Product: von Willebrand factor C domain-containing protein 2-like
Exons: 3
Coding region: 1-795 (264 amino acids)
Biological process (GO): negative regulation of BMP signaling pathway
Cellular component (GO): AMPA glutamate receptor complex
Molecular function (GO): protein binding
Source: RefSeq, a predicted model, not a curated record
AUGAGCCACUGGCACUGUGCGCACGGCGGCCUCCCCAUCGCGCUGCUCCAGCUGUUCCUGCUCCAGCUGUUCCUGCUCCAGCUGCUGCCGCCGCUGGCCCCUGGGCGCGUAGCGGAGCUCGCGGUGGCGGCGGAAUACUCCUCCAAAACCGACUUGGACUAUGAGUUCGGGGACUACCGGGGGAAGUGGUGCAUCGACGACCACGGUUUCGUCUACGGGAUUGGAGAGGUCUAUUACCCGAGCCCCGCGGCGUGUCCGUGCACGUGCACCUCGGAUGGUCCCAUGUGCGUCCGACCCAAGUGUCCACGCAUCCACCCCCGGUGCACGCGGGUCAGAUAUAAAGCGUGCUGUCCGGUGUGCGACGCUAUGGCCAGGGUCUGUGUGUACGGGGGCAACACUUACCGACUGCUCGAGGAAUUCAGGCUGUCGAGGUGUGAGCGAUGCCGCUGCGAGGCCAACAGAGAGGUGUACUGCAGCAUUUCAGGCUGUCCCGCCCCCCACUGCGUCAACCCCACCUACGAACCCAACCACUGCUGCCCCAUCUGCAAGGCUGGUCCCAACUGCUUUGCUGGGAGCAGGGUGAUCCCGGCAGGGCAGCGUGUCAACAUAGACGAGCAAACCGUUUGCUACUGCACCUACCGGGACGGCACGUGGCACACUCACCCCUACGCCACCUGCGAGCAGCCGCCCCAGCCCAGCCCAACACCUGAUGCCCGCAUUAAGCCAUCCAGGGACGAGGACACCUAUGGGAAAGGCGGGAGAACAUAUAUUGCCAGACUGGAUGCGAUACCAUGA